Messenger RNA from Ostreococcus lucimarinus CCE9901, 444 nucleotides. RefSeq lists its product with no specific name. NCBI's taxonomy places the organism in Eukaryota, Viridiplantae, Chlorophyta, Mamiellophyceae, Mamiellales, Bathycoccaceae. The transcript has 2 exons. Gene Ontology annotation, biological process: maturation of SSU-rRNA from tricistronic rRNA transcript (SSU-rRNA, 5.8S rRNA, LSU-rRNA); ribosomal small subunit assembly. The annotation marks the transcript as partial. Gene Ontology annotation, molecular function: protein binding. Gene Ontology annotation, cellular component: Pwp2p-containing subcomplex of 90S preribosome; small-subunit processome. The record is from RefSeq and is a predicted model, not a curated record.
UUGAGUGACGACGGCGAGACACUCAUCACUGGAACGCACAGUGGUGUUGUGAAUGUUUGGAGCAUUCAGACCUCGUCAUGCGUGGCGACAUUUCAUCACCACGAAGCACUAGUUUCGGCAGUAGAAUGCUUACGAUCCGGCGGCGGAUUCUUGUCCGCGAGCUUUGAUGGCACAAUACUGAUGUGGUCGUUCACCACAGGUCAACUCCUUGAGGUACUGUCUGGUCACAGCGCUAUCAUCUCCUCCUUGGACUUCUGCAUGACGACAACCAUGGUGUCUGGAUCUUGGGAUGGUACAGUCCGACUGUGGGACAUGAGCCAUCGAGAGUUCGCCUGUGAAGUCAUUCCACACAGUCGUGAUGUGAUUGCAGUCGCAAUACGCCGCGAUGAUAAACAAUUAGCUGUAUCUACCUCCGGGCAAAAAAUAGCAUUUUGGAAGAUGGAA